Lutra lutra (Eurasian river otter) is the source of this 2050-nucleotide messenger RNA. RefSeq names its product lipocalin like 1 (gene LCNL1). The transcript is spliced from 6 exons. Gene Ontology annotation, molecular function: small molecule binding. Lineage: Eukaryota; Metazoa; Chordata; Mammalia; Carnivora; Mustelidae. The coding region runs from base 953 to 1504 and encodes 183 amino acids. The record is from RefSeq and is a predicted model, not a curated record.
UCAUGACACCCCCGAGGGGUGGGCAAGGGGCCGCUAGUGUUUGUUCCUGGUAGGGCGGGUCCGAAGCAGGGAGUAGCCCCAUCACGGCCCUCCCCCAGUUCACCGUGGCUCUGACCUCGCCACAGCCCCUCCAGCCAGCUGCUUCUGGGCUGGAGCCCAUCGCCUCCUACACCCUGGACAGCUGCCCCCUCACUCCGAGUCUGGAGGCCUGAGGCCCCGGGGAGCUUUGCGCUCACUGGGUUUUUGAAGUCGUGGGGUCAGUACCUCAGACUGGGUGGAGAUCAGGGACCCAGAGGACAGAGAGGAAGGUGGCCACCCUGUCUGCACCCCGCACACUGGGAUGGACUGACCGGGCAGGCUGAUGACUGGACACCCUCACAUCUUCUCCAGCCACAUGGUGCCUCCUGUCCUCUGUUCUCCAGCCCCGCACUUUCAACAGACCCCUGGCACCAAAGCCACCCCUGCGCCCCAGAGCACGGCCUCCCUGACCAGCUCUGCCCUGCCCUACGCCCUCCUGGUUCACAGUGGGCAGCACCCCCGCAUCCCGCCCCCCAGCACCCCCAGCCCCAGCAGACUUCAGCCAGGCCCUACAGAGGCACCAAGAGUUGUGAGGCCCAGAAUGAGGGUGAGAGCUUCUUGGCAGGCUUCCUGGAGGAGGGGGACUGGGGUGUGUGUCCCGGCGGAGAGCUGGGGGCAGACAUAUCAGAAAACCUGUCUGAAGAUCUCCCCUGGCCUGGCUGGAUCUGAAGUCUCAGGAGGAAAGGCCACCGGGGGUGGGCGGGUCUCUGAGCACCCCACUGGGCCAGGUCCCUGCAGGGGACAACCAGAUGCCAGCCUAAUCUCAGUGGGCUUGGUCCUGGGCCAGCAGGCCGGCCCCCCAGGGCAUUCAGGGCUCAUAAAGCCUGGGCUGGAAAGGCCACCUCAGCUGUCCUGCUAAGAACCAUCGUCCACGAUGCUGCACCUGCUGGUGGCCGGCUGGGUCUUCGCCUUGCUCGGGGUGUCACCAGGCCAGGCCGAGAUCCCCAUCCAGCCCAACUUUGAUGCCAGCCAGUUCCAGGGCACCUGGUAUGUGGUUGGGGUGGCAUCGGAUGACCAGGGCUUCCUAGACUCCAAGGACAACCUGAAGAUGCCCGUGGUCUUGGUGACCCCCUUGGCAAACGGUGACCUGGCCCUCAAGUUUGGGUACUCUACGCCUGAUGGCGGGUGCCAGAAGGUGGACACGACCUUCACUAAGGGUGCUGUGGAUGGGCAGUUCAGCAACAAUGCCUUGGCGCAGACGGACAUCCGCGUGGCGUCCACCGACUACCAGCAUUUCGCAGUGCUGUACGUGGAGACGCAGAAGGAGGGCGUCAGGAGCGUCUGGCUGCAGCUCUACGCCCGCGUCCCGGAGCUGUUUCCCGAGGGCGCCCAGAAGAUGCAGCAGCUGGCGCCCCAAGUAGGCCUGAACCCCAGCCAGGGUGCCCUGCUGCCCUCAUCAGACCAGUGUGCUGGGGCCUUCUCCUAGGUGAGUACCCAGGGCCAGGCCUGGACACCCCUCCCCAGACCGUGCAGUGCCCCGUGCCCCAUGCCCCAGGGUCCCUCCUGGCCAAAAGGCUGCACAGUGGGGGUCCUCAUCCUGGGAGCAAGGUGGGGACCGUCCCGUGGAAUCAAGGGGGGAGAGCAAGCAGCAGUGGGGAGGAACAGAGUGGGGGCCCUCUGCCUGGGCCCAGGCAGGGCAGGAGGAGGCAAGAAGACUGUGCUCACCCCACUCCGCCUGCUCUCUUGUUUGCAAGGAAGGACCCGGCCCGGGAGCGCCCACCGUGGGGGGCCCACGCUCCACACGCCAGGCCUUCCCCAGAGAGCGCACAUCACUUCUCUCUGCCAUCCCUUCCCCAGCACAAUAAAUCCUCUCCUGAAGCCCACGGCUGUGCAUUUCUUCCACGGGGUUCUGGGACCAGGGAGGGACGCACGCCCUGCUCGGCUGGCGUGGGCUGGGCUCAGCCCCGGGGGGAGCUUGGGCUCCGCUGUGAGGAAAGCUUAUGCAGAUGCAGAGGCCCGUGGGGCCUUCCCU